Peromyscus eremicus (cactus mouse) is the source of this 1556-nucleotide messenger RNA. It is a transcript of the gene Gosr1, whose product is annotated as golgi SNAP receptor complex member 1. The record is from RefSeq and is a predicted model, not a curated record. Gene Ontology annotation, cellular component: Golgi medial cisterna; Golgi membrane; cis-Golgi network. Gene Ontology annotation, molecular function: SNAP receptor activity. Bases 386 to 1138 code for a protein of 250 amino acids. Gene Ontology annotation, biological process: endoplasmic reticulum to Golgi vesicle-mediated transport; vesicle fusion. The transcript is spliced from 9 exons. Lineage: Eukaryota; Metazoa; Chordata; Mammalia; Rodentia; Cricetidae.
UUUUACAUACAUCUAAGGCAGGCAUCUUACACACUAAACUACACCCCACCCCCCAAGUCCCCAAACAUCUAGUUAAGGGGACAUGAGGGAACUGUGAGUGUCUCUCCUCUCAGUCACCUGCUAAAAAGAGGAACAAGCCCUAGACGAACGAAUCGAAGAUGGAGGCCGUAAAAAGACAGAUUCAGGCAGCAUCAUAAGUUAAACCGAAGUUUUCUAACGUGCCACUUCAGGCUGUAAAAUAGCGAACUGUCCACCAGGUGGAGCUAUCUACGGAGACUCGCACAUCCCAUCAGCCCUGGCGCUCUGGGUGGAAGAAGGCGUGGAGGUGACGCUCUGGCCCGCAACGCCUCUACUCUCCUGCCCCGACUGACGUUGGGCAACAAAGAUGGCGGCGGGAACCAGCAAUUACUGGGAAGAUCUCAGGAAACAAGCUCGACAGCUGGAGAAUGAACUUGACCUGAAGCUAGUUUCCUUCAGUAAACUGUGCACAAGUUACAGUCACAGCAGCGCUCGAGAUGGAGGCCGCGAUAGGUAUAGUUCUGACACAACACCCCUAUUAAAUGGAUCAAGUCAAGAUAGAAUGUUUGAGACAAUGGCAAUUGAAAUUGAACAGCUUUUGGCAAGGCUUACGGGGGUGAAUGACAAAAUGGCAGAAUAUACCAACAGUGCAGGGGUCCCCUCUUUGAACGCAGCACUGAUGCAUACGUUGCAACGACAUAGAGACAUUCUACAGGAUUAUACACAUGAAUUCCAUAAAACCAAAGCAAACUUUAUGGCAAUACGGGAAAGGGAGAAUCUCAUGGGAUCAGUACGAAAAGAUAUUGAGUCGUAUAAAAGUGGGUCUGGAGUGAACAACAGGAGAACAGAACUGUUUUUGAAAGAACAUGACCACCUUCGGAACUCUGACCGUCUGAUAGAAGAAACAAUAAGCAUUGCUAUGGCAACAAAAGAAAACAUGACUUCCCAGAGAGGAAUGCUCAAGUCAAUUCACAGCAAAAUGAACACUUUGGCCAACCGUUUUCCUGCCGUGAACAGCCUGAUACAAAGGAUCAACCUUAGGAAACGACGUGACUCGCUCAUCCUUGGAGCGGUCAUCGGCGUCUGUACCGUUCUGUUGCUGCUGUACGCACUCCACUGAAAGGACAGCCCCAGGACUCUGCCCACUGCCUUCAUGCCGUGCCCUGGAGUGGGGAAGUAAGGAAGGGAAAGACUGUCCUGGCCACAAGCCUGCCAGCCAGAUGAAUUCUAAUGCCACCCAUGACUCGGACCUGGUCAGACUGAGCUGAAGCCACAGUUUUUCUGUGCUAGCUUUUCUAAUACACAUUACUCUGUUUUUAAUUUUAAAAACAACAACAAAAGGUUUUCAGUUGCUUAUCUCCGUAGGAGGUAAGCAAGCAGAAGCCGAGAACUGGGCUUCAGUCGCUGGUGGAGCCUGAUGACCAGCGGGCCUCAUAGCUGGACUCCUCACAGCACCAGGCUCUCCACAUCCAAAGAAGGCUUUGCUUUCAGCCACGAGAUUGGAUGUGAAUAAAAAUAAUUCUUGUCCUUUUAUUUAA